Messenger RNA from Tachysurus fulvidraco (yellow catfish), 5917 nucleotides. RefSeq names its product voltage-gated potassium channel subunit beta-3. The record is from RefSeq and is a predicted model, not a curated record. NCBI's taxonomy places the organism in Eukaryota, Metazoa, Chordata, Actinopteri, Siluriformes, Bagridae. Gene Ontology annotation, cellular component: voltage-gated potassium channel complex; membrane; cytoplasm. The coding region runs from base 738 to 1997 and encodes 419 amino acids. Gene Ontology annotation, biological process: potassium ion transport; transmembrane transport; regulation of potassium ion transmembrane transport. The transcript is spliced from 14 exons. Gene Ontology annotation, molecular function: voltage-gated potassium channel activity; potassium channel regulator activity; transmembrane transporter binding.
ACCAUAAACACAGCGCGAACCGGUUCGUCGUUGUAGUCACCAUCACUGUCGCGUGAGAGCGGUUCUUUCCGCAGCAGUGUGUGUGUGUGUGUGUGUGUGUGUGUGUGUGUGUGUAUGUGUGUGUGUGUGUGUGUGUGUAUGCGCGUGUGUAUGCGCGUGUGUGUGUGUGUGAGAGAGAGAGAGAGACGGGACAGUUAAGCGCAGUUAAGUCACUCGGCUCGUGUCCGCACGCGCUGCUGCUGUUCGCCUUGAGAUCGUGCACACCGUCUUUAGCGUGAGAAAAAACACAAGAAGAGGAAAAACCUGGCAAAAGUGUCACGUCGCGUCGUCGGGUCCGUUGCGCAUUAUUUCAGCACGCGGGGAAAAUUCCUCAUCCGGGAGCGCGCGCGCUGUAAGAAAUGUGCGAGACACCGGCAAAGCGCAGCGGCACGGGGACGGAUUGACCAGGCCACAGGACACAGGCGCUGACGGCACACAGGCGCACACAGGCGCUGACGGCACACAGGCGCACACAGGCGCUGACGGCACACAGGCGCACACAGGCGCUGACGGCACACAGGCGCACACAGGCGCUGACGGCACACAGGCGCACACAGGCGUCUGGGAACUCAUUCUACACAGCUGGAACGUUUUUGACACGCGAGCGCGCGCGCACAUCACUGCAGAAUCUACAACACAAACGCGCGCGCGUCUAUAGUUCUGCGUGUACGUGUACGUGGACGUGAACGGGCUUCAGGAUGCAGGUGUCCUUUGCGUGCACGGAGCACAACCUGAAGAGUAGGAGCGAGGAUCGCCUGUGCGGGCUGCGCGCGGCCCCACCACCGGGGGGCAGCAGCGGGGGCUGUGGAGGGGCAGGGGGAGGUGGGGAGCGGAGCAGUGUACAGGUCAGUAACGGAAAUUACGCCACGCAGAACUCCGUUAAAAUCCGUGACAUAACGGGGUCACGAGGUGUGACACAAGGCCACGCCCACAUGAAGGAGGCUUUUGGCCGACACAGCAACAUGAAGUACAGAAAUUUGGGGAAAUCAGGUCUCCGUGUGUCGUGUUUAGGCCUCGGGACAUGGGUGACGUUUGGCUCACAGAUUUCAGAUGAGAUGGCAGAGAACCUGAUGACUAUAGCAUAUGAGAACGGUGUGAACCUGUUUGACACAGCUGAGGUGUACGCUUCAGGCAGAGCUGAGAUUACUCUUGGUAAUAUUAUUAAGAAGAAAGGAUGGAGGAGAUCCAGUUUUGUAGUAACGACCAAGAUCUACUGGGGAGGACAGGCGGAGACAGAGAGAGGCCUGUCCAGGAAACACAUCAUCGAAGGUCUCCGAGGCUCUUUAUCGAGACUGCAGCUGGAUUAUGUGGACAUCGUCUUUGCGAAUCGUAACGAUGUCAACAGUCCGAUGGAAGAAGUGGUGCGUGCGAUGACCUUUGUCAUAAACCAAGGCAUGGCCAUGUACUGGGGGACGUCCCGCUGGAGCGCGAUGGAGAUAAUGGAGGCGUACUCAGUAGCUCGGCAGUUCAACCUGAUCCCCCCGGUGUGUGAACAGGCCGAGUAUCACUACUUCCAGAGGGACAAAGUGGAAGUGCAGCUGCCUGAACUUUACCACAAAAUCGGUGUGGGGGCGAUGACCUGGUCUCCGUUGGCGUGUGGUUUGAUCACCGGGAAAUACAGUGACGGAGUUCCAGAAUGUUCUAGAGCUGCAAUGAAAGGCUAUCAGUGGCUAAAGGAGCGCGUUCACAGUGAAGAAGGGCGCAGACAGUUGGCUAAGAUCAAAGAGCUCCACCUGAUGGCCGACCGACUCAGCUGCACACCCGCACAGCUUGCUAUUGCCUGGUGUUUACGCAGUGAAGGUGUUAGUUCUGUAUUGUUGGGGGUUUCAAACACAGACCAACUACUAGAGAACCUGGGAGCACUGAGGGUUAUCUCUCAGAUGACUCCUCAGGCAGUGAGUGAGAUUGACACCCUGCUGGGCAACAAGCCGCACUCCAAGAAAGAGUCCCGGGCGUGAGGACAGUCCCGGGUGACGAGAACGAGACAACGAGAUCCGAGUGUGACCGGGACGAACGGACGGCUUUUGCUUCCUUCCCUUCCUGUGUAUUCCAUCUUCCUGCAUGGCUCCUGCGAACCACCGGGCUUCCAGAACGAUCUGAACCAAACCCACUCCUGAUCUUUUAGAAACAUGUUACAGAAACGUCAGAAAAUACCCCAUUAACACAACAGGAGAGAUUUUAAUCUCCAAAGGAAAAACAAACAAACAAACAAACAAACAAACAAACAAACAAACAAACAAACAAACAGACCAAUAUUUGAAUAAGAGCGAACAUCAUGUCUUCCAGGUGAAACACUUUGGUGAAGGGGAGUUGUAACAAACUCACUUCCUUUUCCAAGGAUGCCAUGCAGCAAGCUUUUGGUGUGUGUGUGUGUGUGUGUGUGUGUGUGUGUGUGUGUGUGUGUGUGUGUGUGUGUGUGUGUGUGUGUGUGUGUGUGUUUGUGUUUGUGUUUGACUGCAGUUCACUGCCGAUGACGCGAAUUAACCGCAAGCAGCAAAACACGUGUGUGUGUGUGUGUGUGUGUGUGUGUGUGUGUGUGUGUGUGUGUGUGUGUGUGUGUGUGUGUGUUUUCUCUCGUUAUCAUAGCCUGCAAUAGUAGACACGCAGACCCAACUCUGUCAUUUAUUUCUUAUUCCUCCUAAUCAUCCCGCCAUUACUCACUUCCCCCGAACAGCGGAAGGACAAAUCACCAUGGUGACGACUGCUGUGUGAAACGGAGAAAAUGUAUGAAGAUAACUUAUUUCAUGAGUCUUCCUCCAUCUUAUCACUGCGGUCAACAAACUGUGCGCAUGGCCCUUUAAGACAGUCCCUACUUCUUGUGUGUGUGUGUGUGUGUGUGUGUGUGUGUGUGUGUGUGUGUGUGUGUGUGUGUGUGUGUGUGUGUGUGUGUCCUGCUAUAAUUUCUUAACUGUAUCAUUUGCACAAAGCAAAAAGUGUCAAAGGACAAAGGUCAGUGAGACACAGAGACAAUGACAGACAACAAUAGCAUGAAGAGAACGUCCAUUGUGUGUGUGUGUGUGUGUGUGUGUGUGUGUGUGUGUGUGUGUGUGUGUGUGUGUGUGUGUGUGUGUGUGUGUGUGUGUGGACACUGUUCAGUAUGAAGAUAUUAGAAAAAAUCACAACUCAAAAGGUGGUGUGUCCAAUCAGCUGCUCUGUAUUUUAGCUACCUAGCUGUUUAGCGCCACACGAUUAGCUACGUCACUCACAACCCAUGCUAGGUAUAUCUGCUAUAUCUGCUACUUAAUUUAUAGCAGAUUUAGCUAUUAGCUAGCCAUUUUUAUUUUUUUUGAAUAAACAAAAUCAACUGUUCUGUACUAUUUGAAUGGCUAGCUAGCGUUAAUAAAUCUAUUCAAGUUGUUUAAUAAUUAACAUUUUUGUGAACUGAUUUGAGUCUAGAACACAACACAUGACCAUGUGGUCGGUUGCAGACUUAAUGUUGUGCUACUGUCUACAGAAUGUAGCUACAGUGUCGGCCAUUUUGAAUUCAUACCUUUAUUCAUGCUAGACUUCUAACAAAAAGUGCUAGCUGCUAAAAAUCUAAAGUUUUACUGUUCAUUUUUCUGUUUUACAGGGUUUCAAACAUACAGUGUUAUUCUCAGGAGCUACAGGGGGUUGUGUAUUACCCAUAAUGCAAUGCAAAUUAAGCGAAUCCUAAAAUUUUCUACUUUUCCUGUCACACGAUGCUAGCGGUCAGACGUUCCUGGUUAUCGUGUCAGGUGUAGCUGAGUGUAAACGGGCUACAACAGAGCGACGUUGCGGCGGUCUGUCUUCAAUUCGCCUCAACAUUUUUGUUUACUUUUUUCCUUUUUGAUUCUUACACUGAAUUGUAUUAACAGCUCGUGUUUAGGAACAUGUCACACAUUUGCUACAUGAUUUAUCUGUACGCUAACUUUCGCUUGCAGGAGAGUGUUUAAACUGUGCUGAGGAUGAUGGGAAACACACUACAGUUUGAGCAGUGAGAUGAUUUAUUUCUGACUGUUAUGAUGUGGAUUUAGCUUUCAGGACACGUCCUGGAGCAUGUCUGAUUAUUAGCUGUGUGUGUGUGUGUGUGUGUGUGUGUGUGUGUGUGUGUGUGUGUGUGUGUGUGUGUGUGUGUGUGUGUGUGUGUGUGAAACUUUAUUUAACGACACUGAAGGAUCUGUUUUGCCAGCGAGAACUCGAGAAUGCAAUCAGGAAGUUGUUUUUCGCACCCAGACGACAAGGUCUGGCUCGCUGUCACUCACUUUGAAGGGUUGUGAUGGAAUUUCAUUUGCUGAGUCACUCAACUCGACGUUCCCUCACGGACCACUGUGAUUUGGGACACAGCCACGAAUCUGCCCGGUAACAGAAGACUCAGGGCAGUGUCUGGUGGUCUGGUGCUCAUCUCCACCGCACUCCAAUUUCAUUCUAACGUGUUUGAUACUUUUGAAGUAAAUCGAACGAUACGAUUCAUUCGAUUCAUUCGAUUCACCCCUCGGAGUGACAAUCCAGUGGGCCACCUCCAGUUCCUCGUGCUCAUCAAGAAUCUUCUUGGGUUGUUGUGGAGAUGAUGAAAAUUUGACAAUGAAAUUUGACAAAUUCAACUCACUUGAAUUGUGCAAAUUCUCUGCUCACUAGUUGUACCGUGUACAGCCGAGAUAAAAGCAAUCAUGUUAUGAUGAAGUGCUGAGUAAAGAUGAAUGAAUCGAUGAAUCAAACAAUCAAUGAAUGAAUCAAAAUCAGGCUUUGGAAGAAGCAUCUGAUGUAAAUCCCCUGUUUCAGGGCAGUGAUCCCGAAUCCCUUUACUGCUGAAGAGAAUCCACGGCUCGAGCGGCCGCCAUGUGAUACGGACACGUUCGUGAUUACAUCAUUAACGUCUACCGUUUUAGAAAAAUGUAAAUAUCGUACUCGAGCUGGACCUGACGGAAAAUAUCUCCAGCAGCCGGACUGACGUUCAAACGCGAAUGCUUUUUAGUUUGUUUUUUUUCAUGUGAUGUAUUAUAGUUAGCAAGAUCAAGUUAUAUGAAGACACUAGCAGUGUAAAUUCACAUUUAGAGCACAGAAACUCCUCCGUAACUCUGCCUGUGUCGGUUCGGUUUUAAUGUCUUGCACCAAAAAAAAAAGAAAAGAAAAAAAAAGAAAUGAUUCACUCUAAAACCCUGUACCGAAUGUAUUCAUGCUUGCCUUUAAAAUGUCUGAAGAAACUCACUGCAAUGUUUUAAGGCUCUUUAAUCAAUGUCAGGUGUGUUGUGUGAUUGUGCAGCUCAAAAUAACUUACACACAUAUAUACCAUGUUGGAUGUUCAGAAUUAUUGGCACCCUUCAUUAAACAUGAGCAAAAAUGCAAUUAGUGAUUUUUUUCAGCUUACACAUAUGUUAACGAUUUAAAAUAAUAUUUUUAAACAUAAAACUUUCUUAAGCAAUACAGAGCCCUUGUUUCAAAAGUACUGGCACUAUUAUAUUUAAUACGUUUCUUUGGGGAAGCUCCAUGUCUUCUUCAGAGACAUACUUCACUGUCUACAUGGUGCAGAAAGCUCUUUCAUGAUGGUGUGAUUUUAGAUGUUUGCUGAAGAGUUUCAGAAGAUUUAAAAUGAUUCCUUUAGAGCACCAAACAUUUUCCCAAGCGUGAUAUGACUUACAGUACCUUGACUUCAGUACGUCUUUAAGUGUUUUAUGUUAUACGAUAAUGAAGGGAUAGGGUCUGGGUGCCAAUAUUUCUGGAGGUGUGUUGUAUAUAAGAUUAAUUAGCAGAGUUUAAAGUUUUGUCAAAAUGAAUCACAGUGAAACCCAGUCCUUUAUUCUGAGAACUACACCAAGCCGAGGAAAAUUAAGACAAACACUAGUGUUGAUGUCCCAUGGUCCUAAUGAUCCUGAUGAGCUUAAGCUCCGCCCCCAGUUACACCAACAGGGUCUGCAUUACA